GAAAGAGCAGUCAGUCUCUGCCGCCGUUUUAUGAAAACAAAAACAUCGUCUUACUAAUGUAGAAGUGGUGAGAUUCCUUCAAUUCGGUUGUUUUGAUGGAUUAUCGGGGAGAUAGAAAUGAAUACUUGUCCGCAGUUCGACCUACAGUUUCAUACAGGUACAAACCGAACACUCCAAAGCCCAGCCGUUUGUCCGUGAGGAGUGACCUGUCAAUGGAUUAUCCACUUAAAUUUAGUGGAGACACUGAUCCUGGGUUUAGUGGAUACACUGAUCCUGAAGUUAGGUACAGACCGAACACUCCAAAGCCCAGCCGUGUGUCCAUGAGGAGUGACCUGUCAAUGGAUUAUCCACUUAAAUUUAGUGGAGACACUGAUCCUGGGUUUAGUGGAUACACUGAUCCUGAAGUUAGGUACAAACCGAACACUCCAAAGCCCAGCCGUUUGUCCGUGAGGAGUGACCUGUUAAUGCAUUAUCCACCUAAAUUUAGUGGAUACACUGAUCCUGGGUUUAGUGGAUACACUGAUCCUGAAGUUAGGUACAGACCGAACACUCCAAAGCCCAGCCGUGUGUCCAUGAGGAGUGACCUGUCAAUGGAUUAUCCACUUAAAUUUAGUGGAUACACUGAUCCUGGGUUUAGUGGAUACACUGAUCCUGAAGUUAGGUACAAACCGAACACUCCAAAGCCCAGCCGUUUGUCCGUGAGGAGUGACCUGUUAAUGCAUUAUCCACCUAAAUUUAGUGGAUACACUGAUCCUGGGUUUAGUGGAUACACUGAUCCUGAAGUUAGGUACAAACCGAACACUCUAAAGCCCAGCCGUUUGUCCGUGAGGAGUGACCUGUUAAUGCAUUAUCCACCUAAAUUUAGUGGAUACACUGAUCCUGGGUUUAGUGGAUACACUGAUCCUGAAGUUAGGUACAGACCGAACACUCCAGAGCCCAGCUGUGUGUCCGUGAGGAGUGACCUGUCAAUGGAUUAUCCAAGUAAAUUUAGUGGAUACACUGAUCCUGGGUUUAGUGGAUACACUGAUCCUGAAGUUAGCCUUCCCAAAGCCCUCCAGACAUUCAGAUCAAAUCUGCUGAAGAAGUUUCAGUGUGUGUCUGAGGGAACAGCGGGAAAUAAAUCCCCAACACUGCUGAAUGAGAUCUACACAGAGCUCUACAUCACAGAGGGAGACAGUGGAGAGAUCAAUAAUGAGCAUGAGGUGAGACAGAUUGAGACUCAAUCCAGGAGAUCAACAACAGAGGACACACCGAUCCAAUGCAGAGACAUCUUUACAGCUUUACCUGGACAACACAAAGCCAUCAGAACUGUGCUGACGAAGGGAGUCGCUGGCAUUGGAAAAACAGUCUCUGUGCAGAAGUUCAUCCUGGACUGGGCUGAAGAGAAGGAGAAUCAGGACGUCCAGCUCAUAUUUCCACUUCCUUUCAGAGAGCUCAACCUGAUGAAGGACAGAACGCUCAGUCUGGCAGAUCUCCUGCAUGUGUUUUUCCCUGAAACCAAAGAGAUGGAAAUUUCCAGAGACGAAUAUAAAGUGUUGUUCAUCUUUGAUGGUCUGGACGAGUGUCGUCUGUCUCUGGACUUUAACAGUGAAGUAAAACUGUGUAAUAUUUCUGAAUCGGCCUCAGUGGAGGAUCUGCUGAUGAACCUGAUUGUGGGGAAUCUGCUUCCCUCUUCUCUCAUCUGGAUCACCUCCAGACCAGCAGCAGCAGAUCUCAUUCCCUCUGCGUUUGUCCAUCGACUGACGGAGGUACGAGGCUUCACUGACCCUCAGAAGGAGGAAUACUUCAGGAAGAGGAUCAGAGAUCAGAGACUGGCUGAUGAAAUGAUCCAACAUCUGAAGUCCUGCAGGAGCCUCUUCAUCAUGUGCCACAUCCCAGUGUUCUGCUGGAUCUCAGCCACUGUUCUGGAGGAGAUGAUGAGGAGAACAGGUAUAGGAGAGAUUCCCAAGACUCUGACUGAGAUGUACACACACUUCCUGAUCAUUCAGACCAGGAUCAAACAUGAGAAGCACUAUCAGAAGAAGCUAAAGGACAAGGAGAUGAUCCUCAAACUGGGGAAACUGGCUUUCCAGCAGCUGAUGAAAGGCAACCUGAUCUUCUAUGAGGAGGACCUGAGAGAGUGUGGCAUUGAUGAGAGCGAAGCCUCCGUUUACUCAGGAUUGUGCACUCAGAUCUUCAGACAGGAGCUGGGCUUGUUUCAGGGGAAAGUCUUCUGCUUUGUUCAUCUGAGCAUUCAGGAGCAUCUCGCAGCUCUUUAUGUGCAUCUUUCAUUCCUGCUGGACAAGAGAGAUGUGCUCAAUGAUGACCGCAGAUCUAAAUUUGCACAUUGGUUCACACGUCAGACAAUCUCUGAGCUGCACCGGAGGGCUGUGGACAAGGCUCUACAGAGCAGAAAUGGACAUCUGGACCUCUUUCUCAGGUUUCUUCUGGGUCUCUCACUGAAAUCUAAUCAGACACUCCUGAAAAAUCUUCUGAUACAUAUCAGAAACAUCUCAUACAGUCAAGAGAAAACGAUUGAUUACAUUAAAACACAAAUCAAACUGAAUCCCUCACCAGAGAAAUCCAUCAACCUGUUCCACUGUUUAAAUGAACUGGGUGAUCAAUCUCUGAUUAAUGAAGUCCAGCAGUAUGUCAGAUCUGGAGAUCUUUCAGGGACCAGAUUGUCCUCCUCCCAGUGGUCAGCAGUGGUCUUUGUUUUGUUGACUUCAGAGCAGUUGGAUGAGUUUGAUUUAAGCAAAUAUUUAGGAGGCAAUGGACAAAACCACAUGACACAUGAUAAAGUUCUUCAGAAGCUCCUGCCUGUAGUUGAAGCCUCCAGAACAGCUGUGUUGAGGAAUUGUGGUGUCUCAGAUGAAGGUUGUGCUGCUUUGGCUUCAGCUCUGAGAUCAAACUCCUCAAACCUCAGAGAACUGAAUCUGACAUGGAAUAAAGUAGGAGAUUCAGGAGUGAAGCUGCUCUCUGCUGGACUGGAGGAUCCUCACUGUAAACUGGAGAAACUAGUGUUGAGGAAUUGUGGUGUCUCAGAUGAAGGUUUUGCUGCUUUGGCUUCGGUUCUGAGAUCAAACUCCUCAAACCUCAGAGAACUGGAUCUGUCUGAGAAUAAAGUAGGAGAUUCAGGAGUGAAGCGGCUCUCUGCUGGACUGAAGGAUCCUCGCUGUAAACUGGAGAAACUGGAGUUGAGGAAUUGUGGUGUCUCAGAUGAAGGUUGUGCUGCUUUGGCUUCAGCUCUGAGAUCAAACUCCUCAAACCUCAGAGAACUGGAUCUGACAUGUAAUGAAGUAAGAGAUUCAGGAGUGAAGCUGCUCUCUGCUGGACUGAAGGAUCCUCGCUGUAAACUGGAGAAACUGGACCUUCCCAAAGCCCUCCAGACAUUCAGAUCAAAUCUGCUGAAGAAGUUUCAGUGUGUGUCUGAGGGAACAGCGAGAAAUAAAUCCCCAACACUGCUGAAUGAGAUCUACACAGAGCUCUACAUCACAGAGGGAGACAGUGGAGAGAUCAAUAAUGAGCAUGAGGUGAGACAGAUUGAGACUCAAUCCAGGAGAUCAACAACAGAGGACACACCGAUCCAAUGCAGAGACAUCUUUACAGCUUUACCUGGACAACACAAAGCCAUCAGAACUGUGCUGACGAAGGGAGUCGCUGGCAUUGGAAAAACAGUCUCUGUGCAGAAGUUCAUCCUGGACUGGGCUGAAGAGAAGGAGAAUCGGGACAUCCAGCUCAUAUUUCCACUUCCUUUCAGAGAGAUCAACCUGAUGAAGGACAGAAGACUCAGUCUGGCAGAUCUCCUGCAUGUGUUUUUCCCUGAAACCAAAGAGAUGGAAAUAUCCAGAGACGGAUAUAAAGUGUUGUUCAUCUUUGAUGGUCUGGACGAGUGUCGUCUGUCUCUGGACUUUAACAGUGAAGUGAAACUGUGUAAUAUUUCUGAAUCGGCCUCAGUGGAGGAUCUGCUGAUGAACCUGAUUGUGGGGAAUCUGCUUCCCUCUGCUCUCAUCUGGAUCACCUCCAGACCAGCAGCAGCAGAUCUCGUCCCCUCUGAGUGUGUCCAUCGACUGACGGAGGUACGAGGCUUCACUGACCCUCAGAAGGAGGAAUACUUUAGGAAGAGGAUCAGAGAUCAGAGACUGGCUGAUGAAAUGAUCCAACAUCUGAAGUCCUGCAGGAGCCUCUUCAUCAUGUGCCACAUCCCAGUGUUCUGCUGGAUCUCAGCCACUGUUCUGGAGGAGAUGAUGAGGAGAACAGAUAUAGGAGAGAUUCCCAAGACUCUGACUGAGAUGUACACACACUUCCUGAUCAUUCAGACCAGCAUCAAACAUGAGAAGCACUAUAAGAAGAAGCUGAAGGACGAGGAGAUGAUCCUCAAACUGGGGAAACUGGCUUUCCAGCAGCUGAUAAAGGGCAACCUGAUCUUCUAUGAGGAGGACCUGAGAGAGUGUGGCAUUGAUGAGAGCGAAGCCUCCGUUUACUCAGGGUUGUGCACUCAGAUCUUCAGAGAGGAGCUGGGCUUGUUUCAGGGGAAAGUCUUCUGCUUUGUUCAUCUGAGCAUUCAGGAGCAUCUCGCAGCUCUUUAUGUGCUGCUUUCAUUCCUGCUGGACAACAGAGAUGAGCUCAGUGAAAACCUCAGAUCAACACAUCCAAAUGAGUUCAGUUGUCACACAGUGUCUGACUUGCACCAGAGAGCCGUGGACAAGGCUCUGCAGAGCAGAAAUGGACAUCUGGACCUCUUUCUCAGGUUUCUUCUGGGUCUCUCAUUGAAAUCUAAUCAGACACUCCUGAAGAAUCAUUUGACACAAGUUGGAAACAUCUCAUACAGUCAAGAGGAAAUGAUUGAAUACAUUAAAAUAAGAAUAAAACUGAAUCCCUCACCAGAGAAAUCCAUCAACCUGUUCCACUGUUUAAAUGAACUGGGUGAUCAAUCUCUGAUUAAUGAAGUCCAGCAGUAUGUCAGAUCUGGAGAUCUUUCAGGCAGCAGAUUGUCCUCCUCUCAGUGGUCAGCGGUGGUCUUUGUUUUGUUGACUUCAAAGCAGUUGGAUGAGUUUAAUUUAAGCAAAUAUUUAGGAGGCAAUGGACAAAACCACAUGACACCUGAUAAAGUUCUUCAGAAGCUCCUGCCUGUAGUUGAAGCCUCCAGAUCAGCUCUGUUGUGGAAUUGUGGUGUCUCAGAUGAAGGUUGUGCUGCUUUGGCUUCAGCUCUGAGAUCAAACUCCUCAAACCUCAGAGAACUGGAUCUGUCUGAGAAUAAAGUAGGAGAUUCAGGAGUGAAGCUGCUCUCUGCUGGACUGGAGGAUCCUCACUGUAAACUGGAGAAACUAGUGUUGAAGUGUUGUGGUGUCUCAGAUGAAGGUUGUGCUGCUUUGGCUUCAGCUCUGAGAUCAAACUCCUCAAACCUCAGAGAACUGGAUCUGUCUGGGAAUAAAGUAGGAGAUUCAGGAGUGAAGCUGCUCUCUGCUGGACUGGAGGAUCUUCACUGUAAACUGGAGAAACUGAUGUUGAGGAAUUGUGGCGUCUCAGAUGAAGGUUGUGCUGCUUUGGCUUCAGCUCUGAGAUCAAACUCCUCAAACCUCAGAGAACUGGAUCUGUCUGUGAAUAAAGUAGGAGAUUCAGAAGUGAAGCUGCUCUCUGAUGGACUGAAGGAUCCUCACUGUAAACUGGAGAAACUGAUGUUGAGGAAUUGUGGCGUCUCAGAUGAAGGUUGUGCUGCUUUGGCUUCAGUUCUGAGAUCAAACUCCUCAAACCUCAGAGAACUGAAUCUGUCUGUGAAUAAUCUAGGAGAUUCAGGAGUGAAGCUGCUGUCUGCUGGACUGGAGGAUCUUCACUGUAAACUUGAGAAACUGAUGUUGAGGAAUUGUGGCGUCUCAGAUGAAGGUUGUGCUGCUUUGGCUUCAGCUCUGAGAUCAAACUCCUCAAACCUCAGAGAACUGAAUCUGUCUGUGAAUGAAGUAGGAGAUUCAGGAGUGAAGCGACUCUCUGCUGGACUGAAGGAUCCUCACUGUAAACUGGAGAAACUGGAGUUGAGUGGUUGUGGUGUCUCAGAUGAAGGUUGUGCUGCUUUGGCUUCAGCUCUAAGAUCAAACUCCUCAAACCUCAGAGAACUGAAUCUGUCUGGGAAUAAAGUAGGAGAUUCAGGAGUGAAGCGGCUCUCUGAUUUAAGAGAUGAUCCACAUUAUAAACUGGAGACACUGCGUUUCAACAGGUAUUAAAUGAUGUUGAAUGUGGAGUCACUACAGACACAUUAAACUGUACAGAAGUGAAGUGUCAGUGAUUGAGUUUAUAAAGACUCUGCUGGAUUACUAAAUAACAUCAUCAGUGACUGAAACACUCCAUCAUUAAUGUGCAUCAGAGAAGAGGAAGAAAUGCUGCAGGAACUGCUUUAUUCAUAUCAGAGAAACUCAAAUCUGCAGAAUUAAAGCACAAAUAACCGGAUGCUCUUUCUGUUUUCUCCACCUGUGAUGGAGCACGUCAUAAAGAGAGAACACCAUGAGAAAAGGAGAAACUUUCUGUCUCUUCACACAUGUGAGAUGAUUCUAAACAGUGUCGAGUGAUUCAGCUUUCCUUCAGUCUGACUACAGUUAUAAGGCUGCAUAUUGAAGAGCGACAUGAUCCAGUUCAGGAUGUAAUUACUCAAGAAUAAAUAAUUUGUUCACUUACGAUGUUAUACUUACACAUGUAAAUAUCUCACUAGUCAGGCUGAUUUACCCCUUUCACCCUAACACUAACAUUUCAGACCUACCUUGUAAGUUGAUGCAUAUUGAUAAUAUGACACUAAAUUUAUUUGUUGUUCCUUUUUAUUUAUUGGUUUUAUCAAUACAUUUCCUCAUAUCUAUUCUAAGAUUGAUUAUAAUGUACACUGUGUUGUAAAGUAAAAUAAUAAAUCUAUGCAUUAUGCUGUAAAUAAUCUGAAUGGUACAACACUGUGGUCUAUAUACUCCCGUACUCUUGUAUUCACUGAACUCAUGAAAGUUUGUCAAAUUAUAUUAAUAAAAUUAUGAAUGAAAUAUA
Molecule: messenger RNA, 6996 nt
Organism: Danio aesculapii
Lineage: Eukaryota; Metazoa; Chordata; Actinopteri; Cypriniformes; Danionidae
Exons: 20
Coding region: 96-6197 (2033 amino acids)
Molecular function (GO): protein binding
Source: RefSeq, a predicted model, not a curated record